AUGACCGAUACCCAGUAUAGUCCCCUACCGUUUAAGCUGGACUUGUUCGACGCGGAGGUCUCGGAGCAGGAGCGUCAGCAGUUGUUUGCGCUUUUCGAUGAAUUCAGUGAUCGUAUUUCACGUGAUGCGUAUGACUUAGGUUCCUUCCUGUCGCCUCCUCCUGGUCCGUCCAAGCCGUGGACGGCCGCGUCUCUCAGUCAUGACGAUACCAGUUGGGCCAGUUUUUCAGAAGCGUCAUUAGCAUUCGGCAGUUCAUCGCAAUCAUUCUACAACGAAGACCCUUCUUCCCAUAAACGUUAUGGUAGGAAAAGGGGUCAUGGUGCCGCGAGGCGCCUGGCGCGACAUGAGCAGUCCCCAGUCCGCGACGAAGAGUUCAUAUCUCGACCGGUACGCAUACCGAGCGAUUGA
Molecule: messenger RNA, 408 nt
Organism: Necator americanus (New World hookworm)
Lineage: Eukaryota; Metazoa; Nematoda; Chromadorea; Rhabditida; Ancylostomatidae
Exons: 2
Coding region: 1-408 (135 amino acids)
Source: RefSeq, a predicted model, not a curated record